Messenger RNA from Xenia sp. Carnegie-2017, 3847 nucleotides. Its product is annotated as inactive tyrosine-protein kinase 7-like. Gene Ontology annotation, biological process: protein phosphorylation; cell-cell adhesion. Bases 115 to 3129 code for a protein of 1004 amino acids. The record is from RefSeq and is a predicted model, not a curated record. Gene Ontology annotation, cellular component: cell-cell junction. Gene Ontology annotation, molecular function: cell adhesion molecule binding; protein kinase activity; ATP binding. The transcript is spliced from 11 exons. NCBI's taxonomy places the organism in Eukaryota, Metazoa, Cnidaria, Anthozoa, Malacalcyonacea, Xeniidae.
UCACGAAUAACAAGUACGCGCGGCAAGUUCACCAGUGUGCGGCGGGCUUUAAGGGUUAAAUGUAAGCCGUUGCACUAUCGAGUGUAUUAUUAGAUCUGUGGUUUCGCACAAGUUAUGGCAAAAAAACUCGCUGGGAAACUUCUAUUUCUAUUGAAGCUGGUAAACAUAUAUUUUGUCGUUGAUGCGCUUCAAUUUACAACGCAACCUGAUGAUACAUCAGCAAGGGAUGGUGCAGAUAGUGUUGUUUUAAAUUGUAAAGUUGACGACUCUUCCGUGGAAAUAUCUUGGAUGAAAAACAAUCGAUCGAUUACGGUUGACUACAUCAAAUAUACAAAAAUUAGGCGCGGUCUUAGGAUAAAGCCAGUAGAAAAAUCUGAUGCGGGUGUUUAUCAUUGUCUGGCUGGCUCGGCGCUAAGAAGUCGAGAUGCAAGAUUAACAAUUGAAUAUACAUGCAAGAAUAACUUCACAAUAAAAUCAUCUGGACCGAUAUUUCGCAACGGUAAUGCUACAUUAACUUGCAAUUGUCCCUCCAUUCCAACACCGACGUACAAAUGGCAAAAAGAUUCCAAAGAUAUAAACAUUACUUAUCAAAGUAUAGUAAUCGCCAGUGCUGACGUUGGAAAGUAUGUCUGCAUUGUUAAAAGUGGGAAAAUUACAGUAAAAAGUCAGCCCCAUGAUCCUCCAAUGUUUGUUUGCUUGCCUUCAAGAAUCAGUUUUCCACCCAAAGACAAGAUUCCAUUUGUUCCCAACAAACCGCUUACGUUAGAAUGUGUAGCAAAAGGUGACCCAAAACCUGUAGUAACGUGGAAAAGAAAGAAGAAUAAUUCUCCAUUAAAAGAUAAUCAAAGAAUUCAAGUUAAUGACAAUGGAACAGUUCGUUUUUUUCCAACCAAAAGAAGUGAUGCUGGGGAAUAUACUUGCAGUGCAUCAAAUAACUGUGACAGAUCUAUGACUUAUACAACUACGCUGACUUUAGCUGAAACCGGAAGUUUUGCUCCAAUACAAGAUACUCUAAGUAGAGUAAACAUGACUAUAACCAUACGAUGUAACCCUCCAAACGGUGCAUUUCCUGUGAUUAAGAAGAUCACGUGGCAAAUGAAGGAUGGGAGUCCUUUGCCAAACGAUUCCCGUUUUACAGUAAAAGACAACACUUUAAGAAUUACUCAACCAAAGAUUAGUGACUCAAAUGUUUACCUGUGUGUUGGGGAAAAUAUUGCUGGGAAAGUAACGGUUGAGGCCAAAGUUACCGUAGCUGUUUACCCUACGGCGAUACUGAAUCCUAUCGGUCAAACGGUCAUUGAAGGUUCGACGCUGCAGUUGAAAUGCAAAUUUGGUGGUAAUCCCAAACCAGAGAUAUCGUGGGAGAAAGACAAGAAAACGUUGAAGGAAAAUUUAAGAAGGAAUGUCAUAAAUAUGAAGGAUAGUUCGUUACUAAACUUGAUUAACGUGACAAAAAAAGAAACAGGUAGUUAUCGUUGUGUGGCAAGGUUGAAGCAUAUAACUGAACGAACUUAUGAAGCAAAAGUUGUUGUUAAAGAAAAUAUUGUUUUGCAAAAGAUUGCCUCUGACAAAUUUGACGUCGGUACAACUGCUGAACUGAAUUGCAGAUUGGUUGCUGGAUAUGAACCUAUCAAUAUCCGCUGGUCAAAAGAACUAGAUGAACGUUCCUUGACACACAUGAAAGUGGAGGGGUUUAAAUUAGUAAUUGAGAACAUUAGAAUAAAGGACAGUGGAAAGUAUACAUGUUAUGUUAAUAAUUCUUUCAGUGAAAGUUCGUUAACAUUUCACGUGAACGUUUACGAGUACACAAAGAUUGUGCUGAAACCGAGCAAUGUUACUGUCGCAAAAGGAGAAAAUGCGUGGUUACAUUGUAACGCGACUGGAAUACCGAAGCCCAUUAUCAUGUGGCGAAAAGACAACAUGCUAGAUGAAAUUAAAAGUGUAAAGGGUACUCGUGUAUAUCCCAAUGGUACCUUAAUGCUGAGCAAUAUUACGCAGAAAGACAAAGGAUGGUACACAUGUAUGGCAGGAAAUCCUGGUUUAAUUAUUUCGGAAAGGGCGUAUGUUGACAUUGUGAAUGAAAGUAAUAAAAAUGAGGGACAUUCAGACAAUAUGGGUCAGACUGUAGGAAUUGCUGUAGGAUGUGCUGCUGCAUAUAUUAUUCUCGUUGUUGGUCUUAUGAUAUAUUGUAAAGGACGCAGAGCUAGACUGGCGAAGAAAAAGUUGCUUAUAAACGGCGAAGAUGUUCCUUUAAAACCAACGGACAAUGCUGAGAAUGGAGAGUCAGCUAAAGCAGCAGAGCUCAACAAUGCAAAAGAGUAUCCGCGAGAAAAUCUUGAAACUCUUCGAACGUUGGGCAAAGGAACAUAUGGAACCGCAUUCCUUGCAAAGGCCAAAGAAAUCUCUGAAGGCGAGAGCUCGACUGUCGUCGUAGUGAUGUCAUUGAUGUGUGAAAAUAAAUCAGUGAAGGAAGAUUUCAUGAUAAAAAUGGGAAUGUUUUCGUUAAAGCAUGAAAACAUUGCAAAAUUGUUGGGAGUUUGUCGAGAGGAUGAUCCCAUAUAUCUCAUCACAGAAUAUCCAGAAAAGGGUGACCUAAAGACUGUUAUGUGUGACCCUUCCACAUCACUAACCUCAACUCAGAAACUUAAAAUCUGCGUAGAAGUUGCCUCUGGUAUGAACUACCUUAUCAAUCAUGGGCAUAUUCACAAAGAUCUCGCCACGCGCAAUUGUCUCGUAAACAUAGCAUUUGAUGUGAAAAUAUCUUUCCUAAGUUUAAACCAAGGUACCUUUCCCAAUGAAUACAGCAAUCAUAAAGGUGAACUUGUCCCUUUACGAUGGAUGUCUCCUGAAGCAUUAAAUGGUGACUACAGUGAUAUGACCGAUGUCUGGGCUUAUGGCGUUUUAAUGUGGGAGGUCUACACUCAAGGUCUUUUACCUUACGAAGAAAGACCAGAUGAGGAAGUUAUUUUGUCGAUUGAAGAUGAUCUUAGAUUAACCAAACCUGAAGGAUGUCCGAGUAAAGUAUACAGGAUCAUGGAGAAAUGUUGGGCGAAUGAUAAGGAAGAUAGACCAACCUUUGGACAGUUAAAGGAAGACAUAGAAGAAAUACAUCGAGAAAGUAACUUUUAGUUUGAAAACAAAAAUGCAUUCCACUGAGCAGUCGGGGAUAGAGCAAAACAAUUUUUCUUGUAAUAGAAUAAUGAUCUAGAGAAAAGGUAGCUGUCGUCAUGGUAUAAACUAUGAGAACUUUAUGGUAUUCAGUAGAGAAAUGUGCUUGGAAGCCUGAUGUCUUGAACUGCACAGCAGAUUUUUUUGUAACAGAAUCGUUAUAUGAAAGCAGACAGAAUUUAUGGAAAAUAGACAAAAAUUAAAUUGACACUUUAGUGAGGUUGCGCAAACCUUCGUCCUUUGUUGCACUCUUUGAUUCUUACACCUUCAUAUUCCCAUAUGUCCUUGAUUCUUAUACCUUCAUAUUCCCAUAUGUCCUUGAUUCUUAUACCUUCGUAUUCCCAUAUGUCCUUGAUUCUUAUACCUUCAUAUUCCCAUAUGUCCUUGAUUCUUAUACCUUCGUAUUCCCAUAUGUCCUUGAUUCUUAUACCCUCGUAUUCCCAUUUGUGCUUGCUUCGUAUACCUUCAUAUUCCCAUAUUUCCUUGAUUGAUAUACCUCAUAUUCAAAUAUGUCCUUGAUUCAUUAUACCCUUAUAUUCCUAUAUGUCCUUUUCUGUUUUUAACAUAAUCAUAAAGUUGUGUCAUUUCUUUACUUGUUUUUAUUUGUCAAUAUUAAAAUAGCUCAUGAAAGUAUAAUAUGUAUUUUGUAAAAUUUAAAUUGAAGAAUCUCAAACGAGAA